AUGACCUCUCUUGUUUCCGAGUUUUUGAUUAAUCCAGUUCUGAGACAGGCCAGACGGUUUUCACGAUCCGAACCUGUUCAUGCCCGCGACUCGAAUGAUACAUUAAACACACAUCUCGUCCCAGGAAGCAGCAAUAAUGAGAUUGACGAGGCCGUCAUAGAAGAUGCGAUGGAAAGGGAGCCAACUAUGAAUCUGCCGGAUACGAGGGAGUUUGUAGGCGUUGGUGGCAUCACUGAGAGUUCUCCGAAUCAAAAUUCAACGCAUGAAGGAAGCUCGUCGGGCGAUAUUGAGAGUCUUCGACAUGAUGCCAACCAUGACGAUGCUGAUGCGUUGGCAGCCUCUCGUUCACAGUCGAAUAUCAGUUCACUUGAUAACGAUAUGUCUGGUAGCGCUUCUUCCAGAGUAGCAUCCCUGGCUCACGGCAACAUCACAGAAGGAUCAUCUAGUAGUGCCGCUCUCAACGCCGUCAAUUUCCCUAUGAGUUCUAUCGAAGGUUCAUCCCAAGACUCAAGUCAAAAUUCCACUCCGGCAUCAAUGGGGCUUGAUGCAGGAAGUACUGCUCUUCCCGCGGAUGAUGGCAUGGGUCCUCUUCGACAACGCAUCAUAUAUAUACAAGCUAUGGACAUUCCUACAGAACGAAAAGCAUUGUUAAUGCAUCAGCUUUUGACUCAAAGUUACACUGAAGCUCAUGAAAUGUUUAAUGCGAAGAAUUUUGUACCAACCACGGCCGCAGACAAAAUGAUCAGCCAGGAAAGACCUGCGACUCCAAACUCAUUGAGCUCUUUCAUCUGGCAGAUGAAUGGUACUUUGGACCAAGCACCAGCAACUGAAAUUCAUACUUUCCACCUCUCCCCAGCUGACUUAAUGAAGACUUAUGCACCCCUUGAUCCUCCUGAGGUUGACGAUGGAAGCGAAGAAUCUGAGAAUACAGAAGAUUCUACGCCCAAGCUCGGAUGCAAACACUACAAGAGGAAUGUGAAGCUACAGUGCUCUACGUGCGAUCGAUGGUAUACAUGCCGGCUGUGUCAUGACGAGGUCGAAGACCAUAUCUUAAUCCGGCAUGAUACCAAAAAUAUGCUAUGUAUGAUAUGUGGUUGUGCUCAGCGGGCCGGGGAAUUUUGUGUUGAAUGUGGAGAGAGGACUGCUUGGUAUUAUUGUGGGGUGUGUAAGUUGUGGGACAAUGACUCCAAUAAAAGCAUCUACCAUUGCAAUGAUUGUGGAAUAUGCAGAAAGGGUCGUGGUUUGGGCAAAGAUUUCUUUCAUUGCAAGACCUGCGGCGUGUGCAUGUCUAUGUCACUUAUGGAUGACCACAAAUGCAUCGAAAGGGUAUCUGAUUGCGAUUGUCCUAUUUGUGGAGACUACAUGUUCACAUCACCAAAACCCGUUGUGUUCAUGAUAUGUGGUCACAGCAUUCACUCAGCUUGUUACAUCGAGCACAUGCAAACUUCGUACAAGUGUCCAAUAUGUAGCAAGAGUGUCGUUGGGAUGGAGACACAAUUUCGGAAUCUCGAUCGAGCCAUUGACAACCAACCCAUGCCACCUCAAUUUCAAAACACUUUGGCGAUGGUUUCGUGCAACGAUUGUUAUGCUAAAAGUGCAGUGAAAUACCACUGGCUGGGACUGAAAUGUGCCAUUUGUGAUUCAUAUAAUACAGCUCAAUUGUCAAUCUUGAGUGACCCGGAUGUCGAGACUUCGGCCACAGGAGCAGGGGAUACACAGAACGAUAUGUCAACAGGCCAGGAACAACAAAUGUCUUCAUCUACACAUUUGAUACCCGGUGCUCCUAGGAACCGCAGGCAUUCUUCUCAUAUACCCUCCUCUUCAUCACAAGCAGAAUCCGGUCGAUUUUCUCCAUAUCCCGUACCGUCCCGGCUAGGAAGAUCAGUAUCGCCUGCUCGAGGAAUACGCUUAUUCAAUAACCAAGCAGCGGCUGGCAGCGAAAGUGAUGGCUCUGGAGAUGAAGACGAUUUAGAUUUCUGGGGAAGAGACGAACCACGAAGCGGUAGAUUGUUACCAGCGACACGAAAUUCAGAUGCACAAGAUGAUUACGAUAUUGAAUAUGAAGAUGAUUCCAGUGACUCGGAAUCUGGAAAUGAUGAUGACGAAGACGACGACGGUGAAGAGGAACCUUUUGCCAUUUUUGGACACCGUUGA
Molecule: messenger RNA, 2154 nt
Organism: Botrytis fragariae
Lineage: Eukaryota; Fungi; Ascomycota; Leotiomycetes; Helotiales; Sclerotiniaceae
Product: putative chy and ring finger domain protein
Exons: 2
Coding region: 1-2154 (717 amino acids)
Biological process (GO): ubiquitin-dependent protein catabolic process; protein ubiquitination
Cellular component (GO): nucleus
Molecular function (GO): ubiquitin protein ligase activity; zinc ion binding
Source: RefSeq, a predicted model, not a curated record